Messenger RNA from Pogona vitticeps (central bearded dragon), 1718 nucleotides. NCBI's taxonomy places the organism in Eukaryota, Metazoa, Chordata, Lepidosauria, Squamata, Agamidae. The record is from RefSeq and is a predicted model, not a curated record.
UGAUGUCACCAGGUCUUGCCUUGUGACAUCAGCGAGUCCUGCCUUGAGUCUCAGCUUUUGGAUGCUGGGGUCAAAGGAACCUCCCACACCGACAUCAACUGCCUAGUCAAGGAUCAUGGGAACUGCACCAGCCACUGGGGGAGAUCACAGAGUCAAUUUCUUACAGUCCUAAGUUUGGGGAUACCUGCCCUCCCCCCCGGUCCUCACUCCCUCAUCAGCACAGCUCACCACCGACGCAUGUUCUCUGCCUAUAUGUGUUCCUUCCUCCCUUCCUUAGAUCGAGACAGCCUCCUGAAACAUGCUGAACAUGGCGUGAAAACCGUCAGUGAACAGGAACUAAGCUGAGAAAACAAGCAAGAGAGGACACCGGUCUGGGCCGAUCGCAGAACUUUUACUUCACAGCCCGGUAUGAAUGGAGAGAUAAACGGGGACGAGGACUCUACUGAUAUCGGGAUGUUUCACUACUUGGUCCUGUGGUUCGUCAUCUGCUUUUUCUGGUGGAAAUGGAGAAAAGGAGAAAACCUAGAUGAUACCAACCUUGGAGGGAAAUACGUGUUCAUCACUGGCUGUGACUCCGGCUUUGGAAACCUGGCCGCUAGGACUUUGCAUAAGAGAGGUUUCCAUGUCAUCGCCGCCUGCCUCACAGAAAACGGAGCCGCAGAACUAGAAGCAGAGGCUUCCAAGAAGCUCCAGACUGUGCUGCUGGAUGUGACAGACUCAGAGAACAUCAAGGCGGUGACAGAAAAAAUUAAAAAAGAAGUAGGAGAAAAAGGUCUGUGGGGCUUGAUCAACAAUGCCGGAAUCAUGGGAGCAUCCGCGCCAACUGACUGGCUGAAUAUUCAGCACUAUAGAGCCCCAAUUGAAGUUAAUUUGAUUGGCCUCAUAAACGUCACCAUAAACAUGCUUCCGCUGGUGAAGAAAGCCAAAGGAAGGAUAAUAAAUGUAACUAGUGUCGGUGGGGUCGUACCCCUGUGCUCUGGUGGUUACUGUCCAUCCAAAUAUGGAGCAGAAGCAUUCACUGAUAGCUUAAGGCAGGACAUGAAGCCCUUUGGAGUGAAGGUGUCUUGCAUUGAACCUGGGCUUUUCAAAACGGCGCUCUCCGACAGAAUCAAGGUCGUAAAAGAAAAAAUAGAGAUUUGGAACAAUCUCCCUCCGGAAAUCCAAAGGCAGUACGGUGAAAACUAUUUAAGGGAAGAUGCCAUAAAGAAAGAAAGGCUGGUUAAGUUGUGUCAGAACACGGAGCUUUCGCUAGUUGUGGAGUGUAUGGAGCAUGCUUUGAUGAGCAAAGAUCCGCAGACCAGGUACAGCGCAGGCCUGGACGCAAAGAUGCUUUGGAUACCCCUCUCAUUGAUGCCGUCGUUUGUGCAGGACUACGUACUUAUGAAGAACAAAGUUAAGCUUGUUGAUCCAAAUGCAUGUUAAUUUCUGCAUGUAUUUCUGCAGCUGGUAGGCUUCAGGUAGGAAUGGGAUGUGCCUAGCCCACUGCUUCUCUAGCCACAAGCGGUACUCUCCAAUUCACGUUGGAAAAACUAGGCAUGCUCAGAAAGUGAGGAGACAAUAAACCCGGUGUUCAGAGGUAAGCAAGCAGCCUUCAGAGAAAUCAUGUCUUGUUUGGUUUUAAAGUUACUUGCCACAGUACCUGAGUACAGUGAUGCCUCGCAAGACGAAAUUAAUUCGUUCUGCGAGCCAUGUCGUAUUGUGAAAAUUUCAUCUUGUGA